AUGCGGAAUCUACGAAUCAUCUCCUCUCAUUUCUCACGAAGUUUCAGAUCAAUCGAGAGAAACCCAGUUUCCGCAAGAUUGAUCUCGAUCCAAUCCCGGCGAUACUCGUCACCGACGACGCAAUCGGAGAAUGUCCCCAAAAUCGCCAACGAGCUCUCGGAUCUCGGACCAGAGAAGAAGGAGAAGGCGUUCGAUGUGAUGCUCCAAGAGUUCAAAGGGGAUUUCAAAUUGAAGCUAAACUUGAUUAAAGAAGUGGGAUUGGUUACGGAUUUGGGAUUCGAGGAAGCAAAGAAGAUGGUUCAUUGUGCUCCUAUAAUGGUGAAGAAAGGAGUUAGUAAGGAUGAAGCAGAGAAGAUCAUAGAGAAGUUGAAGGCUGUUGAAGGAGCUAAAGUUUCUAUGUGGUGA
Messenger RNA from Arabis nemorensis, 405 nucleotides. The record is from the annotation of a GenBank genome assembly. NCBI's taxonomy places the organism in Eukaryota, Viridiplantae, Streptophyta, Magnoliopsida, Brassicales, Brassicaceae.